AUGACAAUUCGAGAAUGCCGUCGUGUGAGCAGAGAGGAACUCGAGGCAAACCGCCAGCAGCACAUGAUCGACAACCUGGACGUCAUCGAGUACGAAACAAUAUAUGCCUGGAUCCUAACGGAUGUCCGAGCCUACUCGCAGCCGGUGCCAUAUCAACGCCCGGUAGGGACCGUCAAUUGGGUGGACCUGAACCACUACAACACCAAAAGGACCCCCAAGAAGCGCCCCAUUGCCACGGAAUGCGCACGCGUCGAUUGCAACUUUGGCUUGGGCAAGAAAGGAGGAUGCGGUAAGGCAUAUGUGCGUCACUCAGAUGGCAAGAAGUUCGAGCACUGCCUCUUCUGCUCCAAGGAUGCUUUGCUUGCAGCAUUACACGCGCAUGAUGGUAAAGCCAUUCACAGAGCGCUGACCAGACUAGCACACAGAGAUGCUGCGUUGCGCAGCAAAGCAUUUCAGUGCAUCCAGAACAUGCUCGAGCCCCACGUGGCAUGCAGGUUUGCGCCGCGUGGACAGAAGCGCAAACUUGCAACAGUAUCAUGGGAAGAAGUGCUGGAACACCGACAGGCGCCUACACGCGCAGAUGAACAAGCCCGAUCCGCUUUCGACGCCAAGGAGAGAAAGCAAAAACAACGCCUGCGGCGCAAGUUUCCCUCCAUCUACGCCGAAGAUGCUCGUGAGGAGUCAAAGUGGAUGCCUCCUCGUGCGGCAGCCUUCCGCGCGUGGUGCCUGGAGGAUUCGUGGCGCGCUUGCUCCAAAUGCAAGCGCAUGGCGCCAAAGCCUUUUCAAGCCAGUCACGCCAAGGGCUCGGCAAAGAGGAACCCACAGUUCCCAGUGUGCAGCUAUUGCAAGUCGGCAGGAGGCCAGGGCUACUGGGCUCCAACCCCAGAAGACGUGCCACGCAAAUUGCGGAAGCUUUCUGCCAGGACUAUCGAAGCGCUGCGGCCCUUUGACGUGCACACUGGCAGUAUGUUCCGAGCACCGAACGGAUACCUGGUCCACAGCGACAUGAUGCAGUUCUCCUUCAAGCAAAUCUCGGUGGAGGAAGCCUUGGCAAAGCUGCCGAAAAGAGAGCGUCGACGAGGAGAAAAAGCCCUCCUGUACCUGCUUCGAUCAAACAGCCCCUCUGCCUACGCUCGCUUUUGGCAAUUGCAUCAUCGGUUUCUGCAUGGCAGGGACCGUGCCAUCCAGCGAGGGGAGACAUGGGUUGGAGCACCAGUGAAGCGGAUGCCAGCCAAUUUCAUCGAGACCGUGGGACUGGAGUGCGCGCUGUGGCCGCACCUAUACUGGUCUCUUGAUAUGACAGAAACGUAUGUUAGAUCUCAGGAUGCCAGGAGACUCAGACGGGUUCGACAGUCCCUGGACGCAGACAGUGCAGAAGAUGAGGGAGACAAUGCUGACACAGGAAAUUUGGUAGGUACAAGGCAAAGUGCUAAGGCGAGCUUCCUGGCCAAAGUACACUCGGCACUGAUCGGAUACAACUCUGACGACAAGUUGCUACAGUUUGUCUACGACCUCUGGUUGUUCACCACUCUGGGCGGGGCCAAAAACUCGGCCGGCGUCGGCAUUAGGGAGGCAUUGGCCAGCAAGCCGUACUCGCCGGAAGUGUGGCGCACCUAUCACACGGCGCUGGUGGACCUGCAGAAGCAGAUAGGAUGGCCCAGCCUCUUCAUUACCAUAGACGAGCUUGCCAAGAGCCUGAAGGAGCGCUUGCACAUGCCCGUGGCGGAAACCCUGCAUUUGGCCCACGUUCUCACCCAAGCAGUGAAGGGAUUGCUGGCGGGUGGCAAAGAAGGCAUCUUCGCAUCUGACCAUGGGCGCGGAGGUGUGCGCUAUUGGGUGGCCAGGCUCGAGUUUCAAGACGGCAAGCGCAAACGCGGCGUCCAUCGUGACCCUCGAUUCUACCACGGGCGCGGAACACCACACGUUCACGUCCUUCUUUGGCUUGACCAAGUACAACAUGCGGAGAUUGCAUCGAACAUUCGAGCUGACUUGCCGCACCCAGAUGAUGCAGAGAUGCUGGAUCUCGUGCUUGGCUCGCAACUUGACUGGCACUCCAGUGGCUGGCCAGUUCGCGAGAAACCCACGCACGUCACCAGCACAGGAACUAUCCAGCUCCAUCACCCCAGGAAUGCCUUCGAGAAAUGCUGUCGCGCCUAUUUGCCGGACGUCUUGGCGGCCUUGCGCUGCCACGUCGAUGUUCUGGCGUCAGACGGCUAUCUUCCGAAAUUCAGCAGCUCCUUUGCGCAGGAAUUGCUGAACGAUCAUGCCAGCGAUUUCUCGUUGGCGCGUCGCAUUCUUUCGGACUAUCACCCGCUGCAGCCAGAGAUGGUCAUGCAACUUGCCGCGCAGCAGCACUCCCAGUUCAUCUGUCCAGGUAUUGUUCGGAAGUUCAUCGUUCCAGUGCCAUGGGAGAGGGAUAUGCCGGACAUCGUGCAGUGCUACAUGACUUGUACGUGGCGAAGGGAGAACAUGAGCUUGCUGGAGUUUCUACGCAAAUCUGGCUCCAAUGGGCAGAUCUCGCAGAGAUACCGGCGGGAGCAUCGCUCUCGCAAGAUUCAGAUUCCCCUGGAAACUUGGAUCAACAGUCAACCUGCAGAUGGGCAGACAUUGGUUGCCGCCAUCACAAACAGUCGAAUGAGCGACCGAUUCUACGGCCAGUGGCUGCUUCUGAACGUGCCAUUUCGCAAGGUGGACGACUUGUGGCACCCCGACGCAGAACGACUGCCGCAUAGUCUGCGACACCUUGGACUGUGCCUCUUACAUCGUCCAGCCUUCUGGAGAAAUCCUGAUCGUCCAGCAGCCGAAAUGGAGCAAGAAGCUCGUACGGACCUGCACAUCAAAAACUUCCUGAGCAUGCUGCAAGGCCGAGUGGAGCUGAUAGAUGCAUACCUCUCCGGAGACUUGACGUUAGCCGAGAACCCAAGCCCUGCAUUACAUGGUUCUGCCUCGACCUCAGGUGGAACGAUCCAGCUUGCGGCAGAGCAAAAGCUCAUCAUCCAAACAAUCACGAAUCGCGUGGAAGCAGCUCUGCAGGCUAAGUGGCCUAGCGAUGCGAACGAAGUGGAAGCAUGGGGCGUCUGGCUUGACCAAAAUCAACGUAGACCCUUUCAAAACAAGGUGUCGGUAGUGCUGGGUCCAGCAGGCAGCGGCAAGAGCACGGCGGUGGAGAUUGCCCUGGAGCAUGCGGUUCGAAACGGUGCGCACGUUGGUGUAGCCUGCCCCACUGGCAUGCUCGCCACUCAGUACAAAACUCGACACCCGGAUCUGGACAUCGACACCGUGCACGGCAUGUUUGCCCUCCACAAAGACGAGGCCACCACGCUCGAUAUGAUGAAGAUAUACGACAUGAUCGUGAUCGACGAGGUGGGGCAGCUCUCGACCAGAAUCUUCGACAGGCUUCUACGGCUGUGGGAUGCAGCGGACCGUCGGCCCGCUCUCGUCUUCGUGGGCGACUUCUGCCAGCUGACGGGGGUGGAUGGCACCACGGCGAGAGACAGUCUCAGGUGGGAUCAAAUGCAUAUCAUGGCGCUGCACGAGAUGCGUCGCUGCAAAUGCGAGCGUCUCAAAUGGAAGUUGCAGCUGCUGCGAAGCGCCAUUCCAUCCAAGAAGCAGCUCAAGCAAAUCCUGAAAAACCAUAGAGGGCCGCGAGAUCGUCCACGAGGCAGCAGUGCACCUACAGCCGAUGACGUUGCUGACAUUUUGCGGGAAACACCAGAGACGACCUUCCUCACGGUCUCCAGGCGUGGUUCUACCAGGCUAAACCAGCUUGCAGUGCAGUCUCUCUUCGCACGAUCGGAGCCGUUGGACCGCAUUCCUUGCGAUCCGGAGGAGAACAUGGAUAAUUUUCACGGACAACAGCAAGUGGCCGUCCGUCCUCACUGGCUUAUGAUCUACGAGGGCCUGCGGGUGAGAAUCACCAGUAACGAGGACAAAGAGAGAGGAUUCGUCAACGGCAUGGCAGCGACAGUGCAGCGAAUGAGGACAAGCGGGGUGCAGGUCAUCACCGAUGCCGGGGAGGUUCUUCUCGUACAUCCGAUCACUCGAGACAUCCAGACAAGCGACGGCUCCUGUCACCGAGUAACAUUCUUCCCGCUCCGCCUUGGAUACAGCACCACCCUGCACAAAGUCCAGGGUGCAACACUCUCACACGUGACAAUCUGGUUGGAUAUCCCGUGGGUUCGCGCAGCUAUGUAUGUUGCAAUGUCACGCGUGCAGCGUGACCGCGACUGGCGGUUCAUCGGGAGCAUCGGCAGGAAGCACUGCCUGCCAGCCAGAUUGUCCUGA
Messenger RNA from Symbiodinium pilosum, 4284 nucleotides. NCBI's taxonomy places the organism in Eukaryota, Dinophyceae, Suessiales, Symbiodiniaceae. The record is from the annotation of a GenBank genome assembly.